UCCCAUGAUGCAUCGCCUUAUUUUGUUGUAGCUGAGGGUGAUAAGAAGACUGACACAGCCCAUCCAUCCUGUUUCUGCCGACAGAAGAGGAGCGUUUGGCGUCAUCAACGAUAACAAUGCCUAACAUGGCAGAACGGAUUUAGCCACUGUAGCAAUUACGACAAGAAUUUAUAUAUUAGAGAAUAUUCGACGAUAUUAUCAUAUUUCUUUAGAGUCUCUAGGACUGGUGUGUGUCUGCUGCAUUGUCUGCCAUGGCAUCCCACAAUGGUACCCUGGAGAAUCAGCUGCACAGCGCCCAGAAGAACCUGCUCUUCCUCCAGCAGGACCAUGCCAAAACACUGAAAGGUCUACAUGCAGAGAUCCGCAGACUACAACAGCACUGCACAGACUUGACCUAUGAGCUGACAGUGAGAAGUUCAGAUCCAACAGACAGCAGUGAGGCACGCUGCAGGGAACUGCACAGUAAGUGCGAGGAGCUGGAGGCUCAGCUAAAGGUGAAGGAGGAGGAGAACACGGAGCUGCUGAGAGACCUGGAGCAGAAGAACGCCAUGAUCUCUGUCCUGGAGAACACCAUCAAGGAGAGGGAGAAGAAGUACCUGGAGGAGCUGAAGAUGAAGAGCCACAAGCUGGCUGUCCUGUCUGGGGAGCUAGAGCAGAGAGCCAGCACCAUCGCCUACCUCACCUCUCAGCUCCACACCACCAAGAAAAAGCUCCUGGCAGGUAGUUCCUCCGAGGCCAGUCCUAACGUCAGCCCUGUGAGCUCCUACAAGCCCACCCCUCCCCCAGCUAAAGACCGGCAGCCUGGCCCUGAGACCCCUCGCCGCCGCAUGAAGAAGAGCCUGUCUCAGCCGCUGCACUCUGAGUUAACCGAGGUAUACCGGCUGGGUUCUGAUGGGAGGAGGAUGGUCCUACGGGAGGCGGUGGAUGCCAUGCCUGACCCCACCCCCUUCCUGCAGGCAUCUCGAGACACCCCUGAUCUGCAGAUGGUACGAGACCGGCCUGCCGUCAUCCCCCCCAUCGCCUGUGAUCGCUCGUCCAGCCCCCGCCACAGCCCGGCACGGGACCGCCAGCAUCAUGCACACGUGGGCGUUGCACACCGCACCCACCAUUGCACCCCUCCCGUGGUGUCUCCUCAGCCAGAGCUGGAGAUCCUGGCUGUGGACCAGGUCAAUGGGGGCAAGGUGGUGAGGAAGCGCUCUGGGGCAGACAGAACAGUUUAACACAUUCUCACACAAGCAAGAAGGAGCAUCACCUACUGUAUAAAUCACCUGCUUUUUAUGCAACACUGCAAUGAGCAAAGAAAGUAAAAUGGAAAACAGACAAAAAUACCACCAUGCCAAAUGUUUUGAAACACAUGUGACUUACACAUCCUGUCCUUUUUUUGCUUUGUCUCAUCUCACUCUGUCAUACAUUGUGCACAUAAACUUAUCCGCCAAACAUCUGCAUUAUUGCCUGCUUACCUGGUGAAUCCAUACACAUAUUAUCAUCGUUAACUACCAGGGGUGAAAGUAUAGUUUAUUUCUUACCAGUGCGGGACUACAGAAAUUACAGUCUACUUUGCUGACACGGACAAACGGAUCAAUAAAAACAAUGUUGUCUGAUCCAUAUAAUUGGUCUACGAAAAGGGGAGACACAAAUACAAUAUGACGACCAUCUAACCUAGAGGAGGAAGUUAUUGUCCAAAAAACAAACAAAAGUGGCACUGACCCAAUGACA
Molecule: messenger RNA, 1716 nt
Organism: Oncorhynchus mykiss (rainbow trout)
Lineage: Eukaryota; Metazoa; Chordata; Actinopteri; Salmoniformes; Salmonidae
Gene: ccdc92
Product: coiled-coil domain containing 92
Source: RefSeq, a predicted model, not a curated record